Messenger RNA from Dentiscutata erythropus, 346 nucleotides. The record is from the annotation of a GenBank genome assembly. Lineage: Eukaryota; Fungi; Glomeromycota; Glomeromycetes; Diversisporales; Gigasporaceae.
UACAGAAAAACAACCCAAUGAAAGUCAAACACCAGAAAAGAACUAUACAUCUUCAGUAACUAUAAGCUUAACAGAUACAAGAAAACACUUAACUCAAGGUAAUUCUCCUUCUACUCCAAUUCUCAAUAAUAUAAUCACAAAUAUAACAGCAAUGGAAGGAGUAGGAAAUAGAGGUAACAAACAAGAACAAUUUGAAACUCCAGACAAAUCAAACAAACAACUAGUAGUUAAAAGUAGAAGUUAUAGAUUUCCAACAAUUGAUUAUAGGUUGAUCAAAAAUUUACUAAAAGUUCAUAACUUUAAUAACUCAUCGGCAGCUAAAACAGAAAGUAGAAGGCUUUGGUAA